This is a messenger RNA of Papilio xuthus (Asian swallowtail), 2312 nucleotides long. It is a transcript of the gene Edc3, whose product is annotated as enhancer of mRNA-decapping protein 3. NCBI's taxonomy places the organism in Eukaryota, Metazoa, Arthropoda, Insecta, Lepidoptera, Papilionidae. Gene Ontology annotation, molecular function: mRNA binding. Bases 206 to 1738 code for a protein of 510 amino acids. Gene Ontology annotation, cellular component: P-body. The record is from RefSeq and is a predicted model, not a curated record. The transcript is spliced from 7 exons. Gene Ontology annotation, biological process: deadenylation-independent decapping of nuclear-transcribed mRNA; P-body assembly.
UCUCAUAAAUUUUAUUUUUAUAACCUAAGUAACGAAUCGCGUUGUUCUUGUUUUGUAUCUUUAUUAUUUGUCACAAUUUUUUCAUUACAUUAACUGGGUAUAUUCUCGUCUGAUUUUAUACAAAUCACUGACGUGAAUUAUAAUGACGACAAUUAUUUGAUUAAUAGAUGUUUUGUUAGUCACCUGUUUAGAAUAAAACGUAAAUAUGUCCAGUUGGGUCGGUUAUGCUGUGUCCGUAAAUUGUGGUGAGCCUCUGGGCUGUUACCAAGGAACAAUUGUGGAAACAGAUGGCAGUACAAUAACGCUAACAAAGGCCUUUAGAAACGGUUUUCCCUAUCCAAAGUCUAAGGUUACGCUUAAUGCCGUUGACAUAAAGGAGUUAAAGAUCAUAGAAGAGUCACAAAGCGCACCUGCUGAACAAACACACAGCACAGUCUCAGUCACUAAGAGUAACAAGAAGGGGCAGCGGGCUACCGUUUGUGAGAAUUUGCAGGCUAAUCCAUCAAAUUUGGUCAAUACUGUGAGCAAUGUGAGCGGUGUGCAGCCGGGGGGCGCGGGGAGUGCCGGGCCAUGCCGGAGCAAGCCCAUAGAUAUACAAGGACCCCGAAACAAUAAGAAUAUUAGUCAUUCAGGCGGAUACGCGGGGGCGGGGUCGGGGGGCGCUGGGGGCGCGGGGGGCGGGGCGAGCAGGGGGCGGGGCGGGGCGCAGGAGAAGGCGCGGCGCCGCAACGAGGCCUGCUUCGGCGACGACGCCGAGUCCGCGCUGAACGACGACUUCGACUUCGAGGGCAACUUGGCGCUCUUCGACAAACAGGCUCUCUGGGAGCAGAUGCGCAGCGCCGCGCGACCAGACGUGGUGCGCGCGGCGGACGAGGCGGGCGCGCGGCUGCGGCACGACGAGAACGUGCUGGCGGGGCCGGGGCCGGGGCCGGGCGCGGGCACGGCGGUGCCGGCGGAGCUGCGCGCGUGCGAGUACCGCACGGAGGCGGGGGCGGCGGUGCCGGGCGUGUCGGGGGAGGCGCGGCGGCGGCUGUGGGCGGGGCUGCGGGGCUGGGCGGGCGGCGCGGGCGAGGCGGCGCUGGUGCUGCUGGCGCGGGCGGCGGCGGACGUGGCGCUGCAGCUGGUGGGGGGCGGGCGGCGACUGGACUGGCGCAACGCGCACCAGGCGCCGGUGUGCGUGGCGGUGGCGGGGCCGCACCGCACGGGCGCCGCGGCCGUGCUGGCGGCGCGGCUGCUGGCCUCGCACGGCGCGCGCGCCUUUGUCUUGCUCGCCGGCGAGUGCGGGCAGUGCGGGGAGGGCGAGCAGUGCGGGGAGGGCGGGCAGUGCGGGGCGGGGGCGGUGCGGCGCGAGGUGCGGGCGCUGGGGGCGGGGUGUGUGCGGCGCGCGGACGAGCUGCCGCGCCCCGACCUGGUGCUGCUGGCGCUGCACGACCCCGAGCGGGCCGCCGACGCCGACGCCGACGCCGAGCAUGCUCAGCCUCGCUACCAGGAGGCGCUGGCGUGGGCGCGGGGCGCGCGCGGGGCGGCGCUGGCGCUGGAGCCGCCUGCGUGCGGGUGGGCGGGGCUGAGCGCGCGGGCGGCGGUGCAGGGCGUGCUGCCGGGCGCGGUGCCGGCGGCGCUGGGGCGGCUGCACCUGGCGGACGUGGCGCCGCCGCCCGCCCUCUUCCGCGACCUCGGCAUCCAGUACCGCACGCCCUUCGCCGCCGGCGCGCUGCUGCCGCUGCACCCCGCCGACUAGCCACCCCCGCCCCCAGCCCGCCGCCGAUAAACACCAUUCAUUUUGUUCGGCUUUAAAAUGUUAAAUGUAAGCAAAAUAUGUGUGUACAUGGCACAUUUAUUAAAUUGUACGGAUGUUCUCCCUAAGCGUUGUGCCAAAUUCUGAUAUGUUUAAAAUUUUAUAGUUGGAGAGGAAGAAAAUGUGACACGUUGUAGAGUGCAUUAGUGUCGGAGGAGGGCGGGGUGUCGGAGGAGGGCGGGGUGUCGGAGGAGGGCGGGGUGUCGGAGGAGGGCGGGGUGUCGGAGGAGGGCGGGGUGUCGUAGUAAUAGCCGUCUUACACUCGUCGCUCCACAUGUUGUAAAUGGCCGCUACACGUUUCACAUUUUUUCUGGUUUCUCCGAGUUAUUUGAAAUGAUUUGACCAUUGUAAAUAUGUAAAUGACACGAACAAAAUCUCCUCGACUGUAAUGUAUAGAAGUGUUGUUUCGACUCAACGCGGACUUUAAAACUAUUAUUAUUGUAAAUGUUAUUGAAUGAAUUUUUAAGUAAAACAUCGUAUUUAAUGAGUACGAAUAAAUGAGGUGCGGAAAGUGUAA